This is a messenger RNA of Drosophila willistoni, 2795 nucleotides long. Its product is annotated as dymeclin. The transcript is spliced from 5 exons. Gene Ontology annotation, cellular component: Golgi apparatus. Lineage: Eukaryota; Metazoa; Arthropoda; Insecta; Diptera; Drosophilidae. The record is from RefSeq and is a predicted model, not a curated record. Gene Ontology annotation, biological process: Golgi organization. Bases 228 to 2417 code for a protein of 729 amino acids.
UUGUUGUUGUUUUCUUUAAAUGGGUGACGUGCACGUCUUACAAAAAUUGUUAAUAAUAUUAACUAUUAACUAGACUAGCCGGUCGCAAUCAAUGCAGUAGGCGGAGAGAGAGAGCGCUAAAGAGAGACAGUGAGCCAGCGACUGUGUAUGUGAGAGAGAGACUGCAGAGCGUGCAGACUUCUCCAUCCUAAAAACAAAUCCUCACCCUCAUAAAAAUAAAAAAGAAGAUGGGUAUCAAUGUCAGCAGGACAGCGGAUCUAUCGUCUAAUGAGUGGCUUCAGCGAUUUGUGGGUCGCCAACACAUUGCCCACGAUGAUGAGGUCUAUUGGAAUCAGUUGCUCAACUACAACAUUGUCUUGCCGGAGACCAGUCAGGACCAAUUAAAUCUGGAUUCGAGACUAGAGUCGUUAUGCCAAUCGUUUAUUGGUCAUAAUCUGAAGACGGGUAACUUUGGCUCUUUGGUCACCGUGUUUCUAGAGAAGACCAGCGAGCUGUUGUCUCUAUCUGAUCAGGAAAGCAAUCUGCAUGUGUGGCAAACCUUUAAUGCUUUGUUCAUAAUACGCAGCCUGGUCAAGUAUAUCAAUGAGACGGGUUCAGAGUUUCAAUUGCUGCAGCAUUUCGAGGCUAUGCCUAGUGCCGAGUUAGCGGCAGUCGAGACGGCAUCAAUUGCCAUAGAAGCUACCACCAAUGAACAGGCAGGGGCAGCGGCAGCGCCGCUGGCUCCCAUCAUUGUGGAUGGAGCUAAGUUUGAGACUUUCAUUGAUGCCCUGGUCAAUUUGAUAGUGGUGAUUCCGGUGAAAGAGUUCACCUAUCAUCUUCAUUUGGAGGCCGUCAAUAUGUUGAUUACCCUGCUCUCGGUGCAUUUGUUUGCCCCACAACCAAGUAUGGACAAAUCCCUGGUCUUUCGCACUGUUUUCAAGUGCCAGCAUGCCAAUGUCCUGAUGUCGGCUCUCCUGCAUUUUGUGUCCCGCCUGAAUGAAGUGCCACACACCAUGUUUGGCUCCAGUUCGGCUGGCUCCUUUGUCUUUGGCAUUGCCGAAUCUUUGCUAUCGAUAUUUUCGUUUCGCAAGUCACAGGAUUUACUGAAACCCACAAAUCAAGCCGUGGGCGCUAGUUCCAGCCUAGAGAUCUGUCAGCAAUUUCGCUCUCAUUACCCAUUGGCCAAUCAGAGUCUUUUGCUCAUUCUGAUAUUGACCAAUCAUUGUACAUCGCAAGAGAAUCCCUAUCGAACGAGUCUCUUUGGAUGCGCCGACUCAAAGGAUUCGCCGCGAUCGCAACAACAGCAGUCACCAGUAUCAUUUCAAAUAGAUUUCUCUGCCGUCUAUGAGACACUGAGUCGCAUUGUAACCAUCGAUCAGGCCACAUUAUUGUUAUAUUUACUUCUACAUCGGAAUGAGCGUUUCUAUCGUUUUGUGAUGCAACAACAGGAUUUGGAACAUUUGGUCAUACCCAUUCUACAGACAUUGUACAAUGCUCCCGAUAGCAAUUCACAUCACAUUUACAUGUCCUUAAUUGUUCUUCUCAUACUCAGCGAGGAUGAGGGCUUCAAUAAGAAUGUUCACACAAUUAUGCUAAAGAACAUAUCGUGGUAUACAGAGCGUACUAUAUCGGAAAUUUCAUUGGGUGGCAUUCUCAUACUGAUUGUUAUACGAACCAUACAAUAUAACAUGCUAAAGAUGAGGGAUAAAUAUUUACAUACAAAUUGCCUGGCAGCAUUGGCCAAUAUGUCUGGACAUUUUCGUGCCCUUCAUCCAUAUGUGGCGCAACGUUUGGUGUCUCUCUUCGAGACACUGGCACGUAAACACACACGUUUGGAUGCCCAACUAAAAGAGCCUGCAUUGACCAUUAAUUCGCACUCAACCAGCACGGAACAGGAUGGAAACGCUUCGACGACGUCAAUUGAAGGCGGCAGCGGUGCCAAUGUGUUUGUCAAUAUGUCUGGAAGCACACCGGAGGAUAUGCUGCAGGAUUUAAGCGUUUUAGAGGAAGUACUGCGCAUGGUAUUGGAAAUAUUAAACUCCUGCCUGACAAAUCAAUUGGUCUAUUGCCCAAAUUUGGUUUAUACGCUACUCUAUAAGCGAAGUGUUUUCGAGAGCUUCCGCAGUCAUCAUGCCUUCCAGGAUGUUAUACAGAAUAUCGAUAUGGUGGUUGGUUUCUUCUCCUCACGCUUGCAACGUGUCCAAGAGCAACGCGGCGAAUUGGGGGUAAAUGAGGUGCUCGAGGUGAUAUCUAAGGGAGCCAGCCAAUGGUCCAGCGAUCGUUUAAGGAAAUUUCCCGAUCUUAAGUUUAAGUAUGUCGAGGAGGAUGCUCCCGAAGAGUUUUUCAUUCCGUAUGUCUGGACGUUGGUCUGCAAAUAUGGCUGUGUGCAUUUCAGUUCGGAGAGCAUUAAAAGUGUUACCACAGAUAUAGCCUGCUAAUAGUAUGCCACGCCUACAAAUGCACCCUCACACACACAGACCAUCUAAUUUUAGCUUCCUGAACGUACUAAAGUAAAAUCUAAUCCAAAGCCAAAAAAGUUGAUUUCCCUGUGUACAUCUUCUCGUUGACUCUACUAUAUAUACAUAUAUAUAUACUACACCCAUAAAAAGACCGAAAAGUUAAGCUCCACUAAACGCCUAUUGAUCGAUUCAACUAAACUAAACUAAAAAAAAAAGAGAUAAAUUGAAUAUAUUAAUAUAUUUACAAUGUAUAUGUUAGUUCUAUGAUAUUUAUAUAUAUAUAUAAAUAUGUAUAUGUAUGAAUUAUAUUUAGCAAUUGGAAGAAAUGUCUAUAAAUUAUAUAUUAACUAAAGUUGA